Molecule: messenger RNA, 1577 nt
Organism: Larimichthys crocea (large yellow croaker)
Lineage: Eukaryota; Metazoa; Chordata; Actinopteri; Sciaenidae
Product: cyclin-G2
Exons: 8
Coding region: 171-1175 (334 amino acids)
Source: RefSeq, a predicted model, not a curated record
GUUUGUUUAUUCAGGGCGGACCCUCUCUUUUCUGCAGGGAUUAAGGAUCUUGUUUUUGUUUUUUUUUAAGCAUCAUUAUUAAUAAUCAAAAUGCAAACAUGAAGAACUGAGCAGUGUUAUUAGGUUGCAGCGCCAUUAUCACCCUGCAAGUCGGCGGCUUUUGGGCAAGGAUGAGGGAUCUUCAAGCCAUUGACAGCUUGCUCUUGAAAGAGCUGAAGUCAUGUUGUGCGAAGGAGUACAACUUUCUUCCCAGAGAGACUGGCCUGAAGCUGAUGGAGUCAGCCUCCACAGAGAAUCACAGUGGAGUGUCUGCGAAAUGCAGAGACACCAGAGUGGAGGAGCUCUGGGGCCUGACCAGUUUCUUUGGCUACAGCACCCACACUUUUGUUCAAGCUGUCAAUUUGCUUGACAGAUUCCUCACCAUUAUGAAGGUGCAACCCAAGCACUUGCCCUGUAUUGGAGUCUGCUGUCUUCACAUUGCAGCCAAAAUGAUCGAGGAAGAGAGUAAUGUCUCACCCACCCACGAACUCAUUCGCAUCAGCCAAAGCAAAUUCACUGUGUCAGACCUCUGUCGCAUGGAGAAGAUCAUCUCAGCGAAGCUCAGCGUGGAGCCUGAAGCAGUCACAGCCUUAACCUUUCUACACCUCUACUAUUCAGCCUUCACAUCCCUGUCUGCCAGAAGGGAGGAGAUCCCAAGCAUUGGCAGACUGGAAGCCCAGCUAAAAGCCUGCUUAUGCCGGCUUGUUUUCUCUAAAGCAAAACCAUCGGUGCUGGCACUGUCCCUCAUUGCUCAGGAGUUUGAUGCCCUUGCCUCCAUCACCUUAUUGAAGAUUGUCCAGCAAUUCCAAAGACAUCUAAAGAUUAGUGACAGCGAGCUGCUCCACUGGAAGGAACUCGUGGCUAAGUGUAUGACUGAUUACUGCUCAAGUGAAUGUAACAAACCAGACAACAAAAAGCUGGUUUGGAUCGUGUCCAGGAGGACAGCCCAAAAUCUUCAGGCCAAUCACUUCAGUGUCCCUGGCCUGCCAACUAUUCCUGAGGGGAGCUGGGACGAGAGUGAAAGCGAGGACUCCUGUGAGGACAUGAGCUGUGGAGAAGACAGUCCAUGGGGCUCACCAGGGAGUGACGCCGAAGGAGCCUUCUUCCCAACCACCUUUCUCAAGUGCAGAAAGUGAUGAAUCGUCAUUGUGCAGUAGCGACUGAUGUGUAUUUGUCCCCUGAAGUGUGAUGGUCACUAUGUUUUGGGCAAACCUGAGCGUUUCACUUGUCAUACUGUGUGCACUGUAGGUAUGCCAAGUGAGAUUUUUGGUCAUUAAGUGCCUGUGUUAAUCAAGUUUACUGUCCGUUUCUUUUUUUUUUAAAAACAUAUCGUAAUAAUGCAAAAUUGCAAUAUCUUGGCAGCUUGACAGUAAUACAUCUGAAUGUCUUUUUCCAAGAUGUUCUCUUGUUUGUUUGUGUCCGAACUCGGCACAUUCCAGGAAAAAUAGCGAAGCACAAGGGAGAAUUUAUGGAUGUCAGUAAUGAGGUACACUCGCUGUUGAAUACCAGCUAACACAUCAGCACAUCCUCAGUCUUUU